This is a messenger RNA of Stylophora pistillata, 898 nucleotides long. Its product is annotated as eukaryotic translation initiation factor 3 subunit F. Lineage: Eukaryota; Metazoa; Cnidaria; Anthozoa; Scleractinia; Pocilloporidae. Gene Ontology annotation, cellular component: eukaryotic translation initiation factor 3 complex, eIF3m. Gene Ontology annotation, biological process: translational initiation. Gene Ontology annotation, molecular function: translation initiation factor activity; metallopeptidase activity; translation initiation factor binding. The record is from RefSeq and is a predicted model, not a curated record.
GUGAGUCGAUUUCAAAAUGGCGCUGUCUGAGACGGUGAGGGCUAGAAAAGUGUUUGUUCAUCCCGUAGUGUUAUUUUCGAUUGUGGAUGGUUUUGAAAGACGUUCAGAAGACGCCAAAAGAGUCAUAGGAACACUUCUUGGAACUGUUGACAAGACUUCUGUCGAAAUUCGAAGCUCUUUUGGCGUUCCACACAAUGAAUCCGAAGACGAGGUUGCAGUUGAACUUGAGUAUGCUAAAAGUAUGUUUGAUUUGCACAAGAAAUCACACCCCAAUGAUGAAAUAGUAGGCUGGUAUGCUACAGGCUCAGAUGUCACAGUGCAUUCUUUGCUUAUUCAUGAAUACUAUUCACGAGAGGCAAACAUUCCAGUGCAUGUUACGGUGGACACCACUUUGAAAGGUUCUCGCAUGGGAAUAAGAGCUUAUCAGAGAAUUAAUUUUGUAGUUAACUGGCUGCAGAGAACAAAACAUGCAGCCAAACAGAGCAUUAGUCCACAAACAGACAUGCAACAUGUGAACAGUGCCAGUGAAAGGCUUUUAGAAAUGCUUGGUACUGUGGUGGCUUAUGUGGACGAUGUUUUGGUGAGUGUUUUGGGGCUUUGCUUUUGUACUUUGACGAUGUUAGCGAGGCCUUACAAACAUUUCCGCUUUAUCAACUCCAAGCAAAACCACCACAAGUCUUGUUUUAAAGAUGUACAAUCAACAUUUGACCUAUUCGUUUGCAGCUCCCUAUUUUAUUCAAUGUUGACACACUAUUUUUCAUUCUUAUUUCAGGAUUUGCUAAUGAUUGUGUACCUCUCAGGCCUUUGCAAGGCUCAGAUCUCGCUUGGAGAGAAACUGGCCACUGUAUUAUAGUAUUUUAGAUUUAUGUGUGCAAUAAAUUACAGAAUUAGCCCUCCU